Messenger RNA from Exophiala oligosperma, 2430 nucleotides. RefSeq lists its product as uncharacterized. The transcript has 2 exons. NCBI's taxonomy places the organism in Eukaryota, Fungi, Ascomycota, Eurotiomycetes, Chaetothyriales, Herpotrichiellaceae. Gene Ontology annotation, cellular component: nucleus. The record is from RefSeq and is a predicted model, not a curated record. Gene Ontology annotation, biological process: positive regulation of transcription by RNA polymerase II. The coding region runs from base 1 to 1935 and encodes 644 amino acids. Gene Ontology annotation, molecular function: transcription cis-regulatory region binding; DNA-binding transcription factor activity, RNA polymerase II-specific; zinc ion binding.
AUGGUCUCUCGCGAAGUCUACUCUUAUCCUCCGGCUUAUAACCACCUUAGAGCAUCCGCUCUCGAAACCUCACUGCAACAUGAGUCCCUGCAAGAUCGAGUGCCUAUCGCACGGCUGCACAGAGCUACGUCGAAAGUCAAACACCGGCGACUGCGCACAGGAUGCUUGACCUGCAAGAAACGGAGAUUGAAAUGCGAUGAAAGCAAACCGGCAUGCCUACAGUGUCGACGGACGCAUCUGGAAUGCGAAGGGACCUUUUACGCAUCGAACAGGUCUCGAAAUGGGAUCAUGAUAGCCCCAGCGGUCUCUUCGUCCUCAGGGGAUGCCACCACCCCAAGUUGUGAGAGUCCCCCGGUCGAGAAUAAUACACCAUCAACCGACAGUGCCUGGUCGAAUCCCGAAGAAGACAAUAGCCUUCUAGUCAUGGAUGAUACACCAUCGCCGUUCUCGGAGACCAUUGGUGUUUUUGACCUGAUGGCUCCUGCUACUACUACUACUACUCCUCCUCCUCCUCCUCCAUCACAACAUCCGGUGCCUACAAUGAUGACACCUCUCCGAUACACUUUGCAAGGUCGCGAAUUGGACAACUAUCUGAGCAGGGUGUUCUUCGAAAGACUCUGCUCGGAGAUGAUCCACACGAUGCUUCCAGGACCGUUGAACCCCGUUAAUGAUGCUCUUCGGCCACUGACGCAGUCGUCCACGACGGUGGGCCGCUGCGUGCACGCCUUAUCAAGCCUAUAUCUCGCCGCACUCCACCCAGAAUCUCACAGUCUCAGCGAGGCUCUUCAGCUCAAGGGCCAAGCCAUUGCGUUGCUGGCCAGAGAUGUCUCGGAGGUCCGGCACUCCCGAUCAGACUCCAUCCUGGCAGCCACUUUGCUCUUGUACAUGUGCGAAGAGAUGUCACAGAGGUGGGACCAAUCAAGCAAGGACCACCUGACGUAUCUGAACGGAGCGCGGAGACUGAUUCAGCAUCGGUUCUUCGACCUCGAGCCUGUCGGUGGGUCGUUGAGUAGUAGUCCCUCCGCGGUUGUCCUUCCGCCGCACAGACACACGAGCGCAACAAAACACAGAGACGAAACCGAAGAGACGUCCGAUACGUGGAUUACUCGCGUCCUCGUCAAGGUCUUCAUCUGGAACGACAUGUUUACGACGUUGAGCCUGCCCUUUUCCGAGUACGCCGCCUCGUUUACGCUUCAAGCUCUGCGCCUGACGGACGUGUUGAACCGCAAGGACGACCUCAACCCUUUUUUGUUCGGCUGGGCGCGUGACAUUUUUUGGUUGAUGAGCGACGUCAUGAGCUUCGCUCAACAGCUCUACCGGACGCUUGACGACAGUCGGUCCUCCUCCACGCAGACCACCGCCACCGCCUCAGUUGCCGUUCGCGUCCAGAUGCUCGGUCGAGCGUCUCGUCUGGAGCGCAGUCUGCAGACGUACGCCGCAAGUUCGGGUCGAUCGAAACUCUACAUGGGUUUCCACCGUCCGUCCGAUUCUCACCUGGACGACUGUUCUAUCACGGUGGAGUGUUAUCGACGUGCCGCCCUUCUUUAUCUCUAUCAGCUCAUGCCCGUGAUGGCUUCGGAUGACGCCAUGGAGGAACUGGCCACGUCGAUACUCGACCUUGAGUUGUCCGUGAGCCCUUCCUCGCCUAGCGUGGCCUUUCAUUUGUGGAUUUUGGUGGUCGCCGGGUCCCAGAUGAAACCGGUGGAGGAAGUUGAAGAAGGUAUGGAGCUGGAUUACAGAUUUGCGGUUCUACGUCGCUUGGAGAUGCUGGAGAGUAUACACCCUUGCACCGGCACCUGCAAGGCCAAACAUAUCAUAAUGGAGGUCUGGCGGCGUCGAGAUCAGGCCCAGAUGCAAGGUCACUGUUUGAAGGAUCUGAAAUGGCAAUGGACGAGUAUUCUUCGGGACAUGGGACAAUCUAUUUCAUUCACCUGACUCGAAAAGAAACAGAAAAGAAGACUUGAUCGCCUCCUACUGGAACGAGGUCUUGCACUGCGCAGUGGUCAUCAUCCUGUCUUGAGCAGUCGAGAUUUUGAUGAUCUACCUAGUCCUUUUUUUUAACCUGGCUUCCUCCAAAGGGUUUAUGGGUUUCUCUUCUCUCACAGAGCCAACCAAUCCUUCUUUCCGACGUCGACCCCGUUCAUCCUCAGGAGGUCAUAGACGGUGACGGCGUGAAAGUAAAAGUUUGGCAACGCAAACCCGGUCACGUAACUGAGACCGGUGUAGUUGCGGUCGCGGACCGUCAACUCGACCCCUUCCUUGUCGUCGAACGAUUCGCGCUUGACGCUCUCCAGAAAGGCGAUGGUCUUGGUGAUCCGGGCGUGCAACUCCGGAAAGGUCUUUUCGUCGUCGGCCCAGGCUUCGUUGGGCACGCCGCCCACGCGCACCGCGAGGAACUUGGCCGUGUUGCUGGCCGUCUGGACCUGGAAC